AUGGCUUCGAUUGUGCGACCCUCCCUUCUCCGGCAGACCGCCACGGCGGCUCGCAUGACCCAGGCAGCCCCGAUCCGCUCCGCCUUCGUCAAGAACUCGACAAGAGCUACGGCCUUUCACACCACAACCAAGAGGCAACUGCUGCCCGUCGGACCCCAGGUCAUUGACGGUGGAGUUAACAAGCCCGCCCCCGUCCCUCCCCCAAGCCCCGCUCACGGCUCUUACCACUGGACCUUCGACCGCCUUCUCGCUGCUGGUUUGGUCCCCAUCACCAUCGCCCCAUUUGCUGCCGGCUCCCUCAACCCGACGACCGACGCUCUCCUCUGCGCCAUGAUCCUCAUCCACUCUCACACCGGCUUCCAGAACAUCAUCAUCGACUACGUCCCUACCAAGCACUACCCCAAGUCGCGUAAGGCUACCAUGUGGGGCCUGAACCUGGCCACCGCACUCGUUGGCCUCGGCCUGUAUGAGUUCGAGACCAGCGACGUUGGCGUCACUGAGGCCGUCGCACGUCUCUGGAGGGCGUAA
Molecule: messenger RNA, 528 nt
Organism: Colletotrichum graminicola M1.001
Lineage: Eukaryota; Fungi; Ascomycota; Sordariomycetes; Glomerellales; Glomerellaceae
Product: CybS protein
Exons: 3
Coding region: 1-528 (175 amino acids)
Biological process (GO): tricarboxylic acid cycle; mitochondrial electron transport, succinate to ubiquinone
Cellular component (GO): mitochondrial envelope; membrane
Molecular function (GO): heme binding; ubiquinone binding
Source: RefSeq, a predicted model, not a curated record